CGGUGGUCCGACUGGAGGCAGAAAGAACAUCAACCUUUUAUAUUAUAGCUGUACUCGCAAGACAAUAUCUGCAAGCAGGACACCAGGAUGGCAGAGCCUCGAUUUAACAACCCGUAUUUCUGGCCGCCGCCACCGUCAAUGCCAGGCCAGCUGGAUAACCUGGUCCUCAUUAACAAGAUCAAGGAGCAACUGAUGGCUGAGAAGAUUCGACCCCUGCACCUGCCGCCUACCUCCACCCCUUCUCAGCAGCCUCUACUGGUGCCCACCUCCACUCCGGACGGCGGCGCCCAGCACGGCAUGCCGGUGCCGAAGCCUCAGCCGCAGCAGGUGCCGGGCCACCACCCGCAGCCGCAGGGCUCCGGACAGCCCGACAUCGCUCUGCACGCUCGACCCGCCUCCGGUUCUGGACCAGAUGGAAAUAUGGACGACAAGUCGGCAGUGAAGGCCAAAGGAUUGUGGGAAGACUGGCACAUGAGACAGCUCGCUGAGCAACCUGGCCGGAUCAACCAUCGCUCAGGUCUGGCUCCCUCAUCUAGACCCGACAGCCACAGCACCUCAGAGGCCCUGACCCCCACGACUCCAACGUCCAGCAGCCAGAACCGCCUGGGCGGCGCCCCGUCUGUGAACAUCAUCUCGGGCCUGGCCAGCGGCCCCGGCAUGGACCACAUGAAGGUCGGAGGCCUGGCAGGACUGUUGGGCCCCCCACCAAAGGCACCUCGGGGAAGGAAGAAGAUCAAAGCUGAAAACACAUCUGGUCCUCUGCUAGUGGUGCCCUACCCCAUCCUAGCUGACCAAGGCUGCGUCACCGUUGCACCCAAAGAGGGCAAAACCUACAGAUGCAAAGUCUGCCCGCUCACCUUCCUAACCAAGUCAGAGAUGCAGAUUCAUUCCAAGUCCCACACAGAGGCCAAACCACACAAGUGUCCCCACUGCUCCAAGACGUUCGCCAACGCCUCCUACCUGUCCCAGCACUUGCGCAUCCACCUGGGGAUCAAACCCUACCACUGCUCCUACUGCGAGAACUCGUUUCGUCAGCUGUCACACCUGCAGCAGCAUACCAGAAUCCACACUGGCGAUAGGCCUUAUAAAUGUGCUCACCCUGGAUGUGAAAAGGCUUUUACCCAGCUGUCCAACCUCCAGUCUCACCAGAGGCAGCACAAUAAAGACAAGCCGUACAAAUGUCCUAACUGCUACCGUGCCUACUCAGACUCUGCAUCAUUGCAGAUCCACUUGUCAGCGCAUGCCAUCAAAAACGCUAAGGCCUACUGCUGUAGCAUGUGUGGCCGGGCAUACACCUCCGAGACCUACCUUAUGAAGCACAUGUCCAAACACACGGUGGUGGAGCACCUAGUGAGCCACCAGUCGCCCCAGAGGACCGAGUCCCCCAGCAUCCCCAUACGCAUCUCCCUCAUCUGAGCUCCCUUGGACGCUCAGCGGCGAAAGUUCAGAGUGUGCGUUCGGCUGGAGCUUGUGAGGCCCUGCACCCACGGCCAUCUACAUAAGGCUUACAUUAGCAUUAUGACAGCUGACAUGAGCAUUCAGUGUUAGAUUCAGUAAAACAGACUGCCUCCAUCCGUCUUGACACGGGCCGUCUGUCAAAAAUGAGCACAGCGUUCUUUUUUGAGUUUUUUUUGUUGUUUUGUUGUGAAUGUAACAACACAGCUAGAUGUUGUCCAGGGGGAUCGAGCGGCAAAGAAUGUCUUGCGUCAGAUUUAAUAAGCACUUUCGUAAGCGUCAUGUAAACCGCCGGAUGCAUUGGCCGUUACAAAUGUUUUAGUUGUUUUUCUUUUCUUUUCUUCUUCCAUGAAAUGGGUUUCCAAAAUGUGCCAGAUGAUGUUUGCCCUUAUAAAGAAAUGAGAAAGUGAAAGAAAAAAAAAAAAAAAACGAACAUGUUUGCUGGGUGUAUUCUGGAGACAUCCAAAGAUAAUCUUAAAGCACUUUUAGGCCUUGUGGUUUUGGCUCAAAUUGUUUCAAUCUUGAUGGAUGGAAAAUGCCAAAGGGCAUUACUUGUGGCAGCUAAGAGCACUGACUGUGUACAAAUAACAGUCUUUUCUGUUACUUUCUUUGUUUUUAACUCACUUUUUUUUUUUUUUGUGCAAGUACAGGGUCAUCUAAAUUUGAAGUAAGGCAAUCGGUAGAUGACAAUUGAAACAUUUCAUGAUUGUAUUAAGAAAUUGUGUUCUUGUAUUAGGAGGCAAAAAAAAAAAGAGCUACAUGGAAGGGAAGAAAGAUGAAUGUUUGUUUUGUUUUUUUUAUUUCCAAAAUCUUUCACUCCAUAUUCACCUUUUUAACGGCACCUUUACGAUCAUGACAUGUGAUCGAAGAAACACUGCUUGUUUUCAGUUUUUCUCGCGUCCCAGUAGUUAGUGCCAUAUACGAACCUUGUCGAGGUUUUAAGAAAAAGCAAAUCUUGUAACGGUGUGUGUCUGCUUUCACUAUUCAGUUACGCUUUGGACGAUUAUUUUCGAAGAAUUAGAAGUAUGUGUUGCAGAGGUUGAACACGUUGCACAUGUAUCAGUGCCAGCUCUACUCUACUCUACUCAGCCCUUUUAUUUUAUUUUUUAUUUUAAAGACACUUGAGCUGAAAUAAAAUUUUACUUGAGUGGUAAAUUUUAAACCUAACCAUUGGACCAAAAUGUGAAGUUAUUGUACAGCUAUUCUAACCCAGUUAAGAUUUUUUUUUAAUCUUUAAUAAGCUUUACCCAUUUGGAAUAAACUGCAGUAUGAGUCAUAUUCAGUAGGCCUAUAUUAUGAGUUUAUGAAGACGUGAAUCUUCUCCUUUUUUUUUGUUUUUUUGUUUUUUUUCUCCUUAGUAUUCUUUUUAUUGUACACAGUAUUGUUUGUUGUAUUUUUACUGUAACUGUAACCUCUGAAUGGUACUAAUAGGAUACCCUGUAUUCUUCAGGGCACUUCAGAAAAGGUGCUACGGCUAGACGUUACGUUUGAGAUGGAACUGAGAAUAAUGUAAAAUACAUAUACAGUAUAUAGUAUGUUUUCAAAAGAAUUAAAAACUUAUUACUCAAGCCACUGGCCUGAAAACAGACAUUUACGCCAACAACAGACCCUGCCUCUUCAACUUACUCUCUCUCUUUUGAGAUAAUGGGAAAAUGUACAUGUUGCUAUACUGUAAAACAUGUUACUCAUUUAUAGUACCUAUUUUUAAGUUUUCAUAAACAUGUUCUGUUUGGGUUUUGUAAAAGUUUAUGUAUGGACUUACUGUAAUUAUUUUAGUCUACCUGUAUGUUAUUAAUAUUCAUGUUUUAUAUCAGUUAUUUACAUGUAAGCCUUAACUGUUUUAUCAUCCCAUUUCCAUUACUCUGUAUUGUGUUCUGCAGUAUUCAGUCGUGUAAACAUUUUGAUUUUUUUUUUUCCUUCCGCAUGGAGUUCCUGAGCUGUAAUCUGUAUAACUGUUUAACCCAUGUUCUCUAUGAAAAGAUAUUGCGUAGAUUUAUUACACUUUUUCCUGUCUUGCAUUGUGGUUUCAUAUACAGUUUCUAGACGACUAAAUAUGCACAGCCAAGACUGAGAAGAUAAACUAAGGUUAUCAAUGUUUAAAAAAGGAAAAAAAAGCUUUGUAUCUUUACCUUGUUUAAUAAACAGACUGUUAUAAAUUAA
Stegastes partitus (bicolor damselfish) is the source of this 3615-nucleotide messenger RNA. It is a transcript of the gene znf362b, whose product is annotated as zinc finger protein 362b. The transcript has 9 exons. The coding region runs from base 88 to 1416 and encodes 442 amino acids. Gene Ontology annotation, biological process: regulation of transcription by RNA polymerase II. Gene Ontology annotation, cellular component: nucleus. NCBI's taxonomy places the organism in Eukaryota, Metazoa, Chordata, Actinopteri, Pomacentridae. Gene Ontology annotation, molecular function: RNA polymerase II cis-regulatory region sequence-specific DNA binding; DNA-binding transcription factor activity, RNA polymerase II-specific. The record is from RefSeq and is a predicted model, not a curated record.